ACAGCUGUGCCCAGCUGCCCCAGGGAUGGAGUCCCUCCCUGAAGCAGUGCUGGUCCGGAUCCUGGCCUCCCUCCCUGCCGUGGAGCUGGUGCUGGUGUGCCGCCUGGUCUGCUGCCAGUGGAGGAACCUGGUGGAUGGAGCUGCCCUGUGGGUCCUGAAGUGCCAGCAGGAAGGCCUCACCAGAGCAGAGUCAGAUGUGGAGAACUGGCAAAGCUUCUACUUCCUCAGUAAGAAAAGGAGGAAUCUCAUCAAGAACCCAUGUGGUGAAGAAGGCUUGGAGCACUGGGGAGAGGUAGAGAAUGGAGGUGAUGGCUGGAAAAUUGAAGAGCUCCCAGGGGACUUUGGAAAAGAAUUUCCUAGUGAAGAAGUCCAUAAAUACUUUGUCACAUCUUAUGAGUGGUGUCGAAAGGCUCAGGUCAUUGACCUGAGGGCUGAGGGUUACUGGGAAGAGCUGAUGGAUACAAGCCAGCCUAAAAUCAUGGUAAGAGACUGGUAA
This is a messenger RNA of Zonotrichia albicollis (white-throated sparrow), 496 nucleotides long. Lineage: Eukaryota; Metazoa; Chordata; Aves; Passeriformes; Passerellidae. The record is from RefSeq and is a predicted model, not a curated record.